Scylla paramamosain (green mud crab) is the source of this 2173-nucleotide messenger RNA. Its product is annotated as sodium-coupled monocarboxylate transporter 2-like. The transcript is spliced from 12 exons. Bases 108 to 1883 code for a protein of 591 amino acids. Gene Ontology annotation, cellular component: membrane. The record is from RefSeq and is a predicted model, not a curated record. NCBI's taxonomy places the organism in Eukaryota, Metazoa, Arthropoda, Malacostraca, Decapoda, Portunidae. Gene Ontology annotation, biological process: transmembrane transport; sodium ion transport. Gene Ontology annotation, molecular function: symporter activity.
GAGAGAGGGAGAGAGCGACAUUGCCAGUUUAACCCUCCCACGGCUGAGGACAACUCCACUUUCGCGACCUGUAAACGAUUAGGAAAGACAGCUCCUCAACACUCUCAAUGGACAAACCAAUGGAAGAAACAGCACAGGACGAGGUAGCGAAAUUCUCAACCCUGGAUUAUGUGGUUUUCGGUGCCAUGUUGGUGAUCUCCUUCCUGGUUGGCCUUCUGUGUGGCUUUCGAAGGAACACUUCCUCUUCUCCACUCAAUUAUGUCCAAGCCAAAGGAUCCCUGUCACCACCAGCUAUCGUGUUAUCCCUGCUUGGCGGAGCCAUAUCAUCCAUAUCUGUAUUAGGAAUCCCCACAGAAGCUUACUAUUUUGGAGCGGAAUUUCUAGUUUCCUUCGUGGGCAUCACUCUGGGCAUGACGCUAGUGUACUUCAUUUUACUGCCUACCUUCUUAACCCUUAAUCUGGUCUCUAUAAAUGAGUACAUUGAGCUACGCUACGCUUCACUUGUGCUCCGGAAGCUAUCAUGCCUGUCCCAGCUGUUGAAUUUGACGUUGUUGAUGGGAGUUCUCUUGUACGCCCCUUCAAUCGCUCUCUCGACAGUUACCAACCUGCCAUCAUGGCCACUGAUGCUUGUCCUUGGAUGUGUAUGCACCUUCUACACCACUCUGGGUGGUGUGCGGGCAGUUGUAUGGACGGACGUGCUGCAGGUUAUUGUUAUGGUACUGGGCCCGAUAACGAUUAUUGCACUUUGCAUCACGGAGGUAGGCAGUGUGGGACAAGCAUGGACGAUUGUUCAGAAUGGUUCCCGCUUCACUUUCAACACUGACCCGAGCAUUUUCGUCCGCAACUCUGCAUGGGGCAACGCCAUCAACGGCUUUUACUUAACAUUAAUGUUUUUUGGUGUGAACCAAGCUGCCUUCCAGAGGUUUUCUUCCAUGAGAUCCCUGCAGAUGGCUCAAAGAAUUAGCCUCUUAACCGGUGUCGGGUGGAUCAUAUUGUGGAGUGUGUUCUUUUUCUCUGGGCUCGCCGCUUACGUGGUUUACCAUGACUGCGACCCACUGGCCUCUGGAAAGAUACGUAAACACGACAUGAUUCUACCCUAUCUUAUCAUGCACCGCCUUGGGCACCUCAGAGGCGUCGCCGGAUUGUUCGUAGCAGCAGUUUGUGGAGCCGUCCUUAGCUCAACUUCCAGUUAUUCAAACUCCAUAGCCUGCUUGAUUUGGGAGGAUUUUUUGAAAGGAAUUACAUUUUUCAGUCGUCUAAGCCCCACCAGCUCCGUCAUUGUACUGAAAAUGUUGUCUCUUAUGACAGGCCUGGUGGGAUUAAUACUGGGCAUCCUGAUGGACGGCCUGAAAGGACAUAUCAUGAAGAUAGCCAGCUCCAUAACGGUUUUGACAUCUAGUUCAGUCUUUACCGUCUACCUUGCGGGAAUCCUCAAUCCCUGGGUCAACUACAAGGGAGCCAUAACAGGGUUUGUGGUGUCGUCUUCCUUCAGUUUAUGGAUAACAUUUGGAAGCCUGAUGCAGGGGAUGUCCUCAGUCCCCACACUGCAUCUCUCCACAUCCGGCUGCAACAUUACGCAUAACAUCACAGCCUCCUUGCUUACAACAACCUACCCACCAAACGCUACUCAGGCACCGCCACCUGAUUCGUCAGAAUCAAACACCAUCUAUGAUAUUUCUGACUUCUACUCGGGCAUUCUGUCCCUCAUCCUCGGUUUGCUUGUUGCCAACAUUAUCUCCAUUUUUACAGGUGUAGUUAAUCCGCAGACUCUGAGGACGGGUGUCGUGGCUCCUCAGUGUGAACGCUUCUACAAAUACCUUUGGCUGAAGAUAAAUGGAGAAAGAAAUCCGCACAUCCAGAAAGAAAUAAUUUCCAAUAGCUAAAAAUCUGCAGAAACUUUGAUAUGAAAUAAGAUAAUGUAAUUUUAUAUAUAUAUAUAUAUAUAUAUAUAUAUAUAUAUAUAUAUAUAUAUAUAUAUAUAUAUAUAUAUAUAUAUAUAUAUAUAUAUAUAUAUAUAUAUAUAUAUAUAUAUAUAUAUAUAUAUAUAUAUAUAUAUAUAUAUAUAUAUAUAUAUAUAUAUAGAGGGAAUGCAAUAGAAAAACACUUCACUUUAGUGUUGAAUUAUGAAGCAGAUCUCAUAAUAGCCGAAUCUCUAUUAAUUCAUCAAUAUACU